GUUCGGUCACGUUCGACCCUGAUUCCAUUCUUUAGGCGGCAAGAGUCAUCGCAAAACUUCCUUCCCAAAGCCAAUCGCAGCCAAAUACGAAGGUCCCUUUUGAGACGAAAGAUAGAAAGGGUUCACAAACACCAUUUCCCACCCGUUGCCCGCCAUGAACCAGCCAUCGAGAACAGAGGACGAUCUCGAACAUCCCACGUGGAACCAAAACCCGCCUUUUCUGGCCCCAGAUCUCACGACCCGCCAGGAUCUCAACGGCAUUGCCAACUCCCGCGAGCACCGUCACGGGUGCUCUGGACCGGGCAACGGCGUCGGCUUCCCCAAUGACGAGAAACAAGCCGGAGAUGGCCGAUUUCGUCACUGCGACUGCGAAUGCGACUCUCUCGCACCCUCCCCCUCUGCAAUGAGCGGCCUCAAGGGCCCGCUCAUUGCGUCCGAGACAGUACUUGGUGGUGAAGGCCAAGUCUGUCUCCCCUUUCGCCAGUUCCAGCCCCCUUCGGGCUGGUAUGGCUGGACCGCGUCCGUCAUCGUUGUGUCGACGUCGAUCCAUGUUGCCGGGAGCUAUCUCCCUGCAUUAUUCGGGAGGGCGGCCGGGUCAGCUCCUGAUGUAGCAAAGGCCACCCCCCGCCCCCUCGCAAGGCGGGAUUCGUGCGCGGGCAGCGUCGCUGGGGGCGACGACUAUAACACGCCGCUGCACGUCGGCGCCCUGCUCAUCAUCCUGGCCGUCUCGAGUAUGGCCUGCGCUGUCCCCAUGCUCGCCGCCAAGUUCCCCAUCCUCCGCAUCCCAGAACCCUUCUUCUUCGCCGUCCGCCAUCUGGGCACCGGUGUCUUGCUGGCCACCGCGUUUGUGCACCUCCUGCCCACCGCCUUCAUCUCGCUCGGCGACCCCUGUCUCUCCAACUUCUGGACCACCGACUACCCGGCCAUGCCGGGUGCCAUCGCGCUCGUGGGCAUCUUUUUUGUCAGCAUCAUCGAGAUGAUCUUCAGCCCCGCGCGCAACUCCAUCCCGCGAACGAAACCGGCGGGGGAGGCUAGCGACAGUGCCGGCACGUCCAGAGCAGGAACGCAUGCCGCACACGGCUCCAUUGGGGGUGGGCAUUGCAGCAAUGCUGCCGUUGUGGCCGCCAUAACACGUCCAUCGGCGGCCCGCCGUGCGAGCACCGAGUCAAGCCCGUCGCCAGAUACUGCCGCUGCAGUCAACCCGCCAAACCCCAAGGAGACCCUAGAAAUUGAGUCUCAGGGGUGGAGUCUCACGGCUGAGCAACGGCAUAAAAAGAGCAUUCUGCAGUGCAUGUUGUUAGAGGUGGGAAUCCUCUUCCACAGCGUGUUCAUUGGCAUGGCCUUGAGCGUGGCGGUCGGGAAUAAUUUUGUCGUGCUGCUCAUCGCAAUUGCCUUCCAUCAAACCUUUGAAGGUCUCGCCCUGGGUGUCCGCAUCGCCUCCAUCAGCUGGCCGAAAAAUACCCUUCAGCCCUGGCUGAUGGUCAUAGCAUACGGAUGCACAACACCGAUCGGCCAAGCCAUCGGCCUGGCUACCCAUACCCUCUACAGCCCCGAUUCCGAAUUCGGCCUUAUUCUGGUUGGCACCAUGAACGCCGUCUCGUCCGGGUUGCUGGUUUUUGCUGCAUUAAUAGAGCUGCUGGCCGAAGAUUUCUUGAGCGAUCAGAGUUGGUCCGUUUUGAGAGGACGGAAGCGGGUCAUGGCCUGCCUUUUCGUUUUCUUGGGCGCCAUCUGCAUGAGCUUUGUUGGAGCAUGGGCGUAAGCCCCACCGUUUUAUGCGCUGCUACUGAACUCGCUGUUGUUUUGAAGUUGUUGGAAACGACAUUUUGGAUACCGAGAGGUAAACAACGGAGGAGAGGAAAGAUGCAAUUGGUGGGACACACACAGCGUUGUCCUUUUUGGGAUAGAAAAGAGUGUGGCGAAAGACUAGAGUUGAUAAUCAAUAAAGAAGAGGAGAAAAGAGCUUGGUAACAUAGCUCUGUAUAUAGGUAAACAUCAUUAUUUAGAUUACCCCUUUUCAAUACCGAAG
Chaetomium fimeti is the source of this 2026-nucleotide messenger RNA. Its product is annotated as ZIP zinc transporter-domain-containing protein. Lineage: Eukaryota; Fungi; Ascomycota; Sordariomycetes; Sordariales; Chaetomiaceae. The coding region runs from base 155 to 1759 and encodes 534 amino acids. Gene Ontology annotation, molecular function: zinc ion transmembrane transporter activity. Gene Ontology annotation, cellular component: plasma membrane. The transcript is spliced from 4 exons. The record is from RefSeq and is a predicted model, not a curated record. Gene Ontology annotation, biological process: zinc ion transmembrane transport.